This is a messenger RNA of Parasteatoda tepidariorum (common house spider), 2342 nucleotides long. RefSeq names its product abnormal chemosensory protein 6. Gene Ontology annotation, biological process: regulation of transcription by RNA polymerase II. NCBI's taxonomy places the organism in Eukaryota, Metazoa, Arthropoda, Arachnida, Araneae, Theridiidae. Gene Ontology annotation, molecular function: RNA polymerase II cis-regulatory region sequence-specific DNA binding; DNA-binding transcription factor activity, RNA polymerase II-specific. The record is from RefSeq and is a predicted model, not a curated record.
UCCAGUGGAGUCCUCGCUUCAAGCAAAUCAGUCUUCGGAAUCCGCCCACAAAAACCUCCCAUAUUUUCCGGCAUUCUCUGUUUUUAGGCUUAGCUCUGGCUGGCACUAAUCUGGCAUUCCCAAAACGGGAGGUGUGUUGCGAAGAAGAUUGGCUGAGUGUUUCAUCAGCCAUGAAUGUAAAGCAACACGUCCCUUUACCGCCCCCGAUUAAUACGGGGACGGGGACUUGUUUUCCUGGUCGGUAUUCACCAACCUAUCGAAGUGCGGAUCCAAUGCGGAGACACUGUAUGGGAAACCCAGGGGGCAACCUUUUCCCUGCAUUUGAUGAUGGCUUAGUUGGGAGACCGGACAGCCUUACGAUGGACAUUGGGAAACAUGGUCCGACAGGAGGUCCAAGUUUGCACAUCAAACAUGAUAUGAUGUACGCUCAUCAUCCGGGUAUGGGACCCGGUCAUGCAGCAGCCAACACACGUCCCCAUCACAGUCAAAUGGUUCACUCCGGAAUGGACGCUAUGGACUUGCUAGACCCUAUUUGUCCUUCUUCUCUCCCUCCGCUUUCCAUGCCAACAGAAAGCAGUGCUGUUAGUUCUCAUCCUCAACUUCAUGGACCUAUAUAUUCUCAUGGCAUGAAUACCAUGAUGGCCACUCACCAUCAUCCACUAGCUCCACAUCCUUCCAUGGGUAUGCACGACGCAGAUACCGAUCCCAGAGAGCUCGAAGCAUUUGCUGAACGAUUCAAACAGCGACGUAUAAAACUAGGCGUCACACAAGCAGACGUAGGAAAAGCUCUCGCCAACCUCAAGCUUCCAGGGGUCGGUUCCCUUUCUCAGAGCACAAUCUGUAGGUUCGAGUCUCUCACACUAUCCCAUAACAACAUGGUUGCCCUAAAGCCUAUCUUGCAAGCUUGGCUCGAGGCCGCUGAGGCACAAGCAAAAAACAAAAGGCGAGAGCCUGAUGGUCCAAGUGUGUUGCCUAGUGGUGAAAAGAAGCGUAAGAGAACGUCCAUAGCCGCUCCAGAAAAACGAUCCCUUGAAGCAUAUUUUGCAGUACAACCAAGACCUUCAGGGGAAAAAAUAGCCGCAAUAGCGGAGAAACUGGACCUCAAGAAAAAUGUUGUCAGAGUUUGGUUCUGCAAUCAAAGACAAAAACAGAAACGAAUGAAGUAUUCCGCUCAGCAGCAUUAGCAAUGAAUGGUACAAUUAAGCCAUAACAACAGCUUUUAGAUCUGUGACAAAAUCGCAUCGAUCGUGGUUUUUACCUAGACUUGUGCUUUUCAAAGAGGUUUAGGUGAGAAAUGGAGUUGUUCAGUUUCACAUUUUGUGCGUUAUUCGCGAACUUCCACGUGGUUUUCACAUGUUUUCAUAUAUAAUAAUCAAUUCUCACAGUUUGUGUCCAGGUAGAUACAUUAUGUAAAUUAUAACCAAAUUUAGACAUACUUUAAAAUUCUUUCUAUAUUUUUUUGGCAUGUCUAUAUUGUUUAUAAUUCCUUUCGAAAAAUUUUAUGCCAUCCACAUCCGCUAUGCUCUCUAAUAAGGUUUCAACAAUAAAGUAAAUGUUAAUAAAAGACAUGCCGUAAUUGGAUAAAAAAUUAAUUGCUGUUUGAAGCUUUUAUAAUUCUAAAUAACAAACAAAAAUUAAGAAAUCAUGGUAGCAUAUAAGUAGUUGGCAUUAUACCUGUAAUAUAGCUAACAUAAAAUUUUCUAUACAAUUGUUUUUAAGAUAUUAAAUAUUUUUGUUGACCAUAAACUAUUUCAUGAACGUCUGACAGUGCCCAUGAAAGUCUUAUAUACGCUAUGAAUGUAUGAAAUCAUAUUGAAACACAAUUUUUGUUAUACUGUUUGUUAAGUGGUAAGAUUGACAUAUGGUGCAUAAAACAAUGGAUAUCGACCUUAAAUAUAUUUAUGAAAAAUCUAAGAGUUUGUCAUUACUUUAAGGAAAUAAUAUUUAUGAGCAUAAGAAAAGCAAAAAAGAAAAAAUAAUGUUAAAAUUUCGUUUCCAAAUGCAAAAAUAAUGCGCGAUUAUAUUUUUAAUAUAUAUUUAAAACUAUAUAUUAUUUACUUUAUUCCUCGUUGAUUAUGUUUCAAGUAUUUAGCAUCUAGUUUAUUUAGGUCCAUAUCCAUUACAUUAUUAAAUAAAACAUUUAAAUUUUAUUCUUAAAAUGCUUUAUAUUUUGUUUCUUUUACUGAAAAUCCAUAACUCUGUGAGAAGAAAGUCUAUAUAACAUAUUGUAAAUGUCGCGAACAUUAUAUCAUUUAUGUACGUUCCAUAUUUGUUUGUUUAUUGACAUUUUUAUGUACAUAGGCUAUGAACUGUAAAUAAUUAAGUCCAAUAUUAAUAAUAUA